Linnemannia hyalina is the source of this 567-nucleotide messenger RNA. Lineage: Eukaryota; Fungi; Mortierellomycota; Mortierellomycetes; Mortierellales; Mortierellaceae. The record is from the annotation of a GenBank genome assembly.
AUGCGUCUAGCAACCCUUACCCUCGGUCUAGUCACCCUCUUCACCGCAACAGUCCUGGCCCAAGAAAUCAUUGCCCCUGAAGAAUGGUUCCAGUCUAUGAAGGUCGCACAAGGUCUCGUCGCCCGUCAUAACAAGCGACAUUCAUCCCGUCAUCAUCGCGGUACCAACCGCCACCAUCAUCACAAAGACAGCAACCGUAAUAACAAGAUGGCCAUUUCAUCGGGGUCGGGGUUGCCGAGGCUGGCGAAGCGUCGAAUUGGCUACCCAUCCCGUCGCGAGAUUGAACUACGCGCCGCAGAGUUCAAUUCCUUCCGUUCUGGCGAGAUUGUUGCCGCGCCUGCGAAUUUGCAUAUCGUCAAGGGGCCUAUGGUUGGAGGUGGCAAGUCUGAUGGAGUAGCGACGAUGGGGAAGACGAGCAAGAAGGCUGUCAAGACGGCAGCUGGCAAGGCCAAGAAAGCACGCAACAAACACGAGAAGAGACAUUAUAAGGUGUCCUCAUCCUCCUCUUCCAAGAAGCAUCAUUCCGAUGGCAAAAAGACGAGCAAGAAGAAGAACGCAUCAUCUUAG